This is a messenger RNA of Peromyscus eremicus (cactus mouse), 3965 nucleotides long. RefSeq names its product calcium/calmodulin dependent protein kinase II delta (gene Camk2d). The record is from RefSeq and is a predicted model, not a curated record. Lineage: Eukaryota; Metazoa; Chordata; Mammalia; Rodentia; Cricetidae. Gene Ontology annotation, biological process: protein phosphorylation. The transcript is spliced from 21 exons. Gene Ontology annotation, cellular component: cytoplasm; neuron projection. Bases 217 to 1818 code for a protein of 533 amino acids. Gene Ontology annotation, molecular function: calcium/calmodulin-dependent protein kinase activity; ATP binding; calmodulin binding.
GAGAAGGAGGAGGGAUCGCGGCGCGGGCUGGUCUGGCCACCUCGCCCCGCGCCCCGCCCCUGCGCGCACUCCCUCGCGGGCGAGCUACUUUCGGACAAGGAAAGUGAGGGCGGCCCCGGGUGACAGCGCGGCGGCGCCAGUCCCGGGAAGCCGCGUCUGUUCGCGUGUCGUCCCCGUCGCGCUCGCUCCCAGCGGCGCACUGUCCAGACCCCGGCCAUGGCUUCGACCACCACCUGCACCCGCUUCACCGACGAGUAUCAGCUCUUCGAGGAGCUCGGAAAGGGGGCAUUCUCAGUGGUGAGAAGAUGUAUGAAAAUCCCUACUGGACAAGAGUAUGCUGCCAAAAUUAUCAACACCAAAAAGCUUUCUGCUAGGGAUCACCAGAAACUGGAAAGGGAAGCUAGAAUCUGCCGUCUUUUGAAGCACCCCAAUAUUGUGAGACUUCAUGACAGUAUAUCAGAAGAGGGCUUCCAUUAUUUGGUGUUUGACUUAGUUACUGGAGGUGAACUGUUUGAGGACAUAGUGGCGAGAGAAUAUUAUAGUGAAGCUGAUGCCAGUCAUUGUAUACAACAGAUUCUAGAGAGUGUAAAUCAUUGUCACCUAAAUGGCAUAGUUCACAGGGACCUGAAGCCUGAGAAUUUGCUUUUAGCUAGCAAAUCCAAAGGAGCAGCUGUGAAGCUGGCAGACUUCGGCUUAGCCAUAGAAGUUCAAGGCGACCAGCAGGCGUGGUUUGGUUUUGCUGGCACACCUGGUUAUCUCUCUCCAGAAGUCCUGCGUAAAGAUCCUUAUGGAAAACCAGUGGAUAUGUGGGCAUGUGGUGUCAUCCUCUACAUCUUGCUGGUGGGGUACCCACCCUUCUGGGAUGAAGACCAGCAUAGACUGUAUCAGCAAAUCAAGGCUGGAGCUUAUGAUUUUCCAUCACCAGAAUGGGACACAGUAACUCCUGAAGCCAAAGACCUCAUCAACAAAAUGCUUACCAUCAACCCUGCCAAACGCAUCACAGCCUCUGAGGCUCUGAAACACCCAUGGAUCUGUCAACGCUCUACUGUUGCCUCCAUGAUGCACAGGCAGGAGACUGUAGACUGCUUGAAGAAAUUUAAUGCUAGACGGAAACUUAAGGGUGCCAUCUUGACAACUAUGCUGGCUACAAGAAAUUUUUCAGCAGCCAAGAGUUUGUUGAAGAAACCGGACGGAGUAAAGAUAAACAACAAAGCCAACGUGGUAACCAGCCCCAAAGAAAAUAUUCCUACCCCGGCGCUGGAGCCCCAAACUACUGUAAUCCACAACCCUGACGGAAACAAGGAGUCAACUGAGAGCUCAAACACCACGAUUGAGGAUGAAGAUGUGAAAGCUCGAAAGCAGGAGAUCAUCAAAGUCACUGAGCAGCUGAUUGAAGCUAUCAACAAUGGGGACUUCGAAGCUUACACAAAAAUCUGUGAUCCAGGCCUCACUGCCUUUGAGCCUGAAGCUUUGGGCAAUUUGGUGGAAGGGAUGGACUUUCACAGAUUCUACUUUGAAAAUGCUUUGUCCAAAGGCAAUAAACCAAUCCACACUAUCAUCCUGAACCCUCACGUGCACCUGCUGGGGGAGGACGCAGCCUGCAUAGCGUACAUUCGGCUCACACAGUACAUGGAUGGCAGCGGCAUGCCAAAGACAAUGCAGUCAGAAGAGACCCGCGUGUGGCACCGCCGUGAUGGGAAGUGGCAGAACGUUCACUUUCAUCGUUCGGGGUCACCAACAGUCCCCAUCAAGCCACCCUGUAUUCCAAAUGGGAAAGAAAACUUCUCGGGAGGCACCUCUUUGUGGCAAAACAUCUGAAAACCAUUCACAUUUGGGUCUUCUAAUUGUCAACAGUGCCACUUCUGCAUUCUGUUCUCAAGGCACCUGGAGGGUAAUCCUGGGACGUCCUCUCCUCCUCUUCAUGCAUGUUUCUGAGUGCAUGGAGUUGUGAAGGUUCUACAUGUAAUGCAUACGUGACGCAUCAUCUUACCAUAUAUUCCUUCCUAUACAUUGUUUACACUCCAGCUACUGGAUGGGAUGCUCCAUGCAAACUUAAAUUACUGUUGGCAAACUAUAGCGGGAGGUCAGACAAGAAAAUUCCACAAUAUUCCAAGUUCAGCUGAUCCAUCAGGUUUCUCUGUUUAUGCCAAGAUUUAGAAGAUUUAAUUAAAAUUAUUGUUCUCCGAAUGACAGUUUGUGAGAGAAAAGUAAAUCUUUUUAGAACGCUGCCAUUAAUCUUUUUGGGCUUUUUGUUGGGAUUUUGGGCUUGAUUUUUUGUUGUUGUUGUUGUUUUUAAGGCAAAUAUAUAUAUCUAUAUCUUCAGUUCCUGGUGUGAUCCUGUAGAAAUGGAUGACUUUUCUCUGAAAGUGUUGCUGUUGUGUAAGUGGAAUGGUUAUGUGGACAAAAUCCUGUGUGAUUGUAGGAGCAAGAACCAGUUGGUGUCCUACCAUCAAAGCCAUGUUGAUUUGAAUCAAACUGUAUACUGGAAAAGUUUACAUCAUUUACAAGUUCGAUUGCUUUCAGAUAGGCACAGUUCUGGUGAACGUUUGACGCUGACUUUGUCUUUUCCUUCUCAAAUCUGUGUUUUCAUUUUAUACUAUUUGUUUGCUUUUCAUUUUUCCCAUUCUCUCUCUCUCUCUCUCUCUCUCUCUCUCUCUCUCUCUCUCUCUCUCUCUCUCUGUUGGUCUGUCUGUCUUUCUGUAGCUGGUAGUUCGUAAAAACAACAGUAAAAUUUGCAUAUGAAGGUAAAAAUAAAAAUCAAGGUCUUUUGGAGGAAGCUAAAACUAGUACAUUCUGUCUCUUCAGGGCCCGUGGAGUUGUUGAAGAUUUUAAAUAAAGGUUUUUAAUUCAGCGUAGGCCAGCACUUGUGCAUAGGUAUCCUAGCUAUGUUGAAAGCAUUGCAAUGGUGGAGACUUGUGCUAAGAGCAGGAAGAGACUACAACAGUGUCCCGGUUCUCUCCUGAGCAGCGAAAUUGCCUGAAGACCAAGUGGAGGUUGACCAGGGUGGCAUGCAGAGCACUUGUUUGGACCUUGUGGCAUGUGAGGGCCUUUACUGCCUCACUUUCGCUAGCUAGUCACGUGAGGGAUGUUCUCCACCCUCACAGGGAUUGAACUUGACCUUUGUGACGUAUGCAGCUCUGCUUCUCUCCUGAGUCACAAUGUCAUCUCCCUGCCAGGAGCUAGGGAUUUUCUGGAUUCAAACAAAGAGGGAAAAGGAAGUGCCCCAGUUUUCUUUGCGGUUCUCAGUUCUUUGUCAAUUCAGUCAUUUCUCUGCGCUGAAAUGCUCUGUGGUGCAUGGACUCUUUCUCCAUCAGCAUUACUUCAGCCAUAGCUACUCACAGUCCUCAGAAGCCUAUUUUUAAAGCAGAAGCAAAAAGCAAAAAUAAGACACGCCCUCCCCUCUCUUUUCUCAUUUCACCUUUCGGUGUUGAUUGCUAAUCACUUUAGAUAUUGUUGCUAGUGAAUGUAUGGUAGAUGGGUGAAGCUUUUCUGAUAACUACAUGAUUUAAAACAAUAUAUAUUUAAAAUGAAUAUAUACAGUCAAUGUAUUGAGCCGUGUUAACCUGCCAAUGAGAUCUGUGAAAAACGUAAUGGCCUCACUUUUUCCCUUUUUAUUUCUUUUAUCUUUCUGUGAAGCAGCUCUCUGUGGCAUACAUGUAUUUAAAAAACACAAAUAGUGGUAGAAUGCUUUUUCUUUUCUUUUCUUUUCUUUUUUUUUUUUUUACACUCUCAACUUAGCAUGUGAUGUUGAAGUAUUACCAUAGAUCCAGUUUGUCUUCUGCACUAAGAUGUGAGGAAAUUGUGAAUUGUUCUCUCCAGCACAGUGGAAUCACACAUUCAUCAUCUUCCAUUGUUUUGAAAACACUGCAGUUUACCAUGGGACACUGUAUAUAUUUCUUGCCAUAAUGGUAAAUGACCGAUUGAUAUAUUUAAGAGUUAAUAAAUUUGUGAUUUCUGCUGACAAA